UGAUUUUACCCAGGCGUGAGACCAGGGCUUACAAAAGCAGGGUGACUUCGCAAAGACAUCUGUCAGCACUGCGCACAGCAAGCGGGGGAUUACUCAGGUGGCCGAAACCAUCUGCGGGGAUGUUGGUCGCUUAUUAAUUUACUAUCCGUAUGCAACCCACCAAGGGGUCAGAUGUGACGCCCGUCUCUCAGUAUAUAAUGAGUGUUCCGCUGCUCACUACCUGCUCCGUCUUCCACUUCCUCGGCCCCGUUCAUCAUGGAUCAACAACGCCCCUCUUCUGCUCUCGAGACCGGAGACGGCGUCCGGUUGCACUAUAGCCAAACCGGGCCCAGUAGCGGGCAGCAGCUGCUCUUCCUCACGGGCUGGCGCCAGACGGCGGCGGAAUGGCGCAAACAGGUGGAAUUCUUCUCUUCGGCCGGCUUCCGGGUCACCACGUUCGACUGGCGCGGCCAUGGAGAGUCCGACAAGCCCGAGUUUGGCUAUCGCAUCAGCCGUUUUGCUGCCGACCUCAAUGACAUCCUGACGCGACUCGACCUGAGGGACCUGACCAUCAUCGGGCACUCUAUGGGAUGCUCCGUCACAUGGGCAUGGUGGGACCAGUACCCCGACGCUCGGGAGCGCAUCGCCAAGUUGGUCUUGGUCGAUCAGCCGGCUGCCUUGGUCCGGGAUCCGCACUGGACCGACACGCAAGCGGCGCAAGCCUCGGGCAUUUUCACUCCCGGCGCAGUGUAUGAUCUGGCUUCUGACAUGGCCGCUCAGGGCGCGCCGCUAGUGAGAAGCAUGUUCACCCCUUUGGUCUCCGAAAGCGACUACGAAUGGAUCCUCUCGCAGAACAGAAAGAUGAGCGACGCGCACGCAGCCGCCCUGUUCCUCGACCAUGCAUUCAGAGACUGGCGCGAUGUCUUCCCGCGCAUCACUGUCCCGACCUUGGUCCUGGGCGGAGAACUGAGCAUCGGCCCACCGGCGGAAAUGAAAUGGAUCGCAACGCAGAUUCCGGGCGCCCAGCACUAUAUCUUCACGGCUGCCGAGAAGGGAAGUCACUUCAUGUUUUGGGAGGAGCCCGAGAGGUUCAAUUCGGUGGUUAAGGACUUCCUUACACACUAAGGGCCGGCUUCUACUGCCAAAUGUUCUCGCCGGUUCGUAGAUAAGGUAGUGCAAACAGGGAGUGCGUGGAGGGGUACCCUGUAUGACAACCACUAAAUCAUAUCUACAAGGCCGGUGAUCGUCCAUCUUUAACUCCAUUCAUUUACACUAUCUCUCAACCACAUGAAUAGUUAUCGGAGGCAUGGCUCAGGCUUUCACUUACAUAUCGGCCGCUGGAGUAGGCCCCUGUCUUGUCCAUGUACAAUACAUGUACGUAUGUCAUACGUAUCCGUCGCCUUUGGCUCGACCAGGGCCUGCUAUGACUCCGGGUCUCUGACAUGUUCAGAAUACUACUAGUAAUCAUCGUAUGCUGCUCGCCUCGGAUGCUGACCCGAGCAGAGAUAUAGGGCCACAUAAUAUGCCGACCUGCCCGGAGUUUAGGAAUUGGCGCGACCUGUUAUCCCCGAGGAUCCGCGAGAUCGCAACGUAACUUGAAGCUAAGGUA
This is a messenger RNA of Chaetomium strumarium, 1588 nucleotides long. RefSeq names its product Alpha/Beta hydrolase protein. Gene Ontology annotation, molecular function: catalytic activity. The record is from RefSeq and is a predicted model, not a curated record. Bases 256 to 1104 code for a protein of 282 amino acids. The transcript has a single exon. NCBI's taxonomy places the organism in Eukaryota, Fungi, Ascomycota, Sordariomycetes, Sordariales, Chaetomiaceae.